This is a messenger RNA of Brassica napus (rape), 4920 nucleotides long. RefSeq lists its product as uncharacterized. The coding region runs from base 1870 to 3321 and encodes 483 amino acids. The record is from RefSeq and is a predicted model, not a curated record. The transcript has 5 exons. NCBI's taxonomy places the organism in Eukaryota, Viridiplantae, Streptophyta, Magnoliopsida, Brassicales, Brassicaceae.
AAAGACAAAUAUGCUCGACAAAGAAAAGGUCCACGUCAGCAAGCCAAUAAAAACGUUUUAUUCUGCCACGUCAUAACAGUCUCAAGUCGACAAGUAUGAAAAUCUGAUAAUACCUCUCGGCCAAUAAUAAUUUUCAGUGGCCCACUUGAACCCCAUCUCAUAAAAACCUAAACUCUGAUGACAACAAUAAUUAUCUGUCAACUUUUCUUCUUCGUCGUUUGGAAUCACCGCAAUUCACCGUUAUCACGCACAACCCACACUCCCUCAUUCAAUUAUGUUCUUAACUCAUUCCUUGAUGGUUUCGUUUCAACUUCCUCUGUUUCUCCUCCUUCAUAAAAUUACCUCAUCGAAUUUUCCAUCCAAGCAAACUCUACAAUCUCCAUAGAAAAAAAUCAGGCAAUUUCUUUUUAUCAAGAGCCCUCAGCUACGUUCUGUUUUUAGGAAUCCGGUUUUGGUUUCGCUGGGCUAUAUCUCUUUAUGUGGAUGCAUUGUGAAAUGGGGAUUCAUUCAAAUUUUAAAGUUUUGGGCAAGCAAAUCCAUCUCUCUGAACCUGAAAGCAACAAGGAUGGGGAUGAUAAAAAUGAGAACACAACCAGAAGUCAGGACAGGGAAUGUGAAAAAAUCAUCACGGCAGCAACGGUAUUAAUACUUUCCAUCUAAGCACCACAAUGGAAAGUCACUACAAGAAAACACGUGAUUCCCGACCACGGGUUACGACUGAAGAGGUAGUCGCAAAAUAUAACGACUAUGACACGACUGUUAGGCGACUAAUUGGCGACGCAGAAAAACGGUCGCAGAACAGCCGCAAAUUAACGACUACAACAACCAGUCGUAGUUUAGUCGCUAAAUAACGACUGUCUGGCGACUAAUACCAUGUCGGAAAUUUUCAGUCGCAUUAUAGUCGGUAAAUAGCGACUGAUUAACGACUAUGCGUAUGUGGUCAUUCUUUCGUCGCUAAUCAGUUGGUUAAAACCGGUACAUAGCACGUUUUUUACAUUUUUGGUCGUUGUACCUAAUAUUUUUGGUUAGUCAGUCUUUAGUCGCUAAUAAGUCAGACAAUUUACAAUAUAAUACAGACGGUGUCUCCCCACAUUUCUGCUGAUAAACCGUAGAAACAAAUUUCAAAAAAACAAAAUCGUGAAAGACAAAAAAAAAGAAAGAUUGUUUGAAGUGUUACAAUGUCGGGAAAUAACAACAAUGCUAAUUUUCGAGAUUGGAUGUACAAGAGGAUCGAUGAACGGACGGGAAAUUUCUCGGAAGAAUUCGUAGCAGGGGUGGAUCAAUUCAUGACAUUUGCCAAUAGUCAGCCUCUCACGCAAAGCAACGGGGGUAAAUUUUUCUGUCCAUGUAGUGUUUGCAAAAACGAUAAAUUUCUUCUGGGGUCAAAAAUUUGGAAACAUAUAUAUAGUAGAUGAUUCAUGCAAGAUUAUUAUGUUUGGUAUAAUCAUGGAGAAGAAAUUGAUAUGGCAUUAGGAACGAGUCAUGUUGACCCGACACAUUUAAGUGGUAAUGAAGAAGUUGGUACUGAAGAUAUAUAUGUUGAUAUGGUAAUGAUGCUUUUCGUGAUAAUGUGAGUUCUGACAAUUAUCACCAGGGUGGUAGUUACCCGGAUGGUAGUUACCAGAAUGUAGUAGACGAUGCAUGCAACCAUUCAAAAAAGUUUUAUGAUUUGUUAGAAGGAGCAAAUAAUCCCUUGUAUGAUGGUUGUCGUGAAGGUCACUCGCAGUUAUCCUUAGCUGCUCGAGUCUUGCAAACUAAGGCAGAUUAUAAUAUGAGUGAAAAUGUGUGGAUUCGGUGUGCCAAAUGCUGAAUGACUAUUUACCUGAUGGAAACAUGGCAGCCGACUAAAACUAUGAGACAGAAAAGUUGAUGCGCAAUUUAGGGCUCCCAUAUUAUACAAUUGAUGUUUGUAUCAACAAUUGUAUGAUAUUUUGGGAAGAAGAUGAAAGGUGGGAUACGUGCCAGUUUUGUGGUGCAGAAAGAUGGAAGCCGAGAGACAAACGACGUAGAACGAAAGUACCAUAUAGUCGUAUGUGGUAUCUACCUAUAGCUGAUAGGUUGAAAAGAAUGUAUCAGAGCAAGAAGACUGCAGCGGCAAUGAGGUGGCAUGCUGAACACCAAGCAAAAGACGGAGAAAUGUGUCAUCCAUCUGAUGCGGCCGAGUGGAAAAACUUCCAAGGAAUACAUCCCCAGUUUGCCGAAGAACCGCGUAACGAUUAUCUUGGAUUAUGUACAGAUGGAUUCAAUCCAUUUGGGAUGUCUCAUAAUCAUUCGCUGUGGCCUGUGAUCUUGACUCCGUACAAUCUGCCCCCGGGUAUGUGCAUGAAAACGGAGUACUUGUUUCUUACAAUUCUAAAUUCUGGGCCAAAGCAUCCGCGAGCUAGUCUUGAUAUCUUCCUCAAACCUCUGAUCGCGGAGCUCAAAGAAUUGUGGUCAACUGGAGUUGAAGCAUACGAUGUGUCCUUGAAUCAAAAUUUUAACCUAAAAGUCGUGCUUUUGUGGACGAUAAGCGACUUUCCGGCGUACGGCAUGCUUUCUGGAUGGACGACCCAUGGUAAAUUGGCAUGUCCAAUUUGCAUGGAAGAUACAAAGGCUUUUUAUCUGUCUAAUGGAAGGAAGACGUGUUGGUUUGAUUGUCACAGAAGAUUUCUUCCUUGUAAUCAUCCACUAAGGAAGAAUAAAAAGGAUUUCUUGAAGGGAAAACACGCCUUAAAUGAAUUUCCACCUGUUUCUUUAACUGGUGAGCAAGUUUAUUCUGAACAUUUAAAAGGUGUUGAACCACCAAAAACGUCUUCUUGCGGUGGAAACGGUCAUGAAACGAAGAAGCCUGGAUAUGGAAAGUACCAUAAUUGGCACAAGGAAAGCAUAUUUUGGGAGUUGCCAUACUGGAGGGAUCUAAUUCUUCGACAUAAUCUUGAUGUGAUGCAUAUUGAGAAGAAUUUCUUUGACAACAUCAUGAAUACUCUUAUGAAUGUGAAGGGUAAAUCGAAAGACACAAUCCAGUCACGAUUGGAUAUAUCAGAGAUUUGUGAUCGGUCACACUUACAUGUUGAUGAUGAUGGUCAAGCUCCAUUUCCUCCCUACACAUUAGACGAAGCCGGGAAAAAAAGUUUAUUGGAAUGUGUGAAACGUGAAGUUAAAUUCCCCGACGGUUAUGCUUCAGACUUAGCUAAUUGUGUUGAUAUAGAGAACAACAAGUUCUCUGGCAUGAAGAGUCAUGACUGCCAUGUUUUUAUGGAGCGGCUACUUCCAUUUAUCUUUUCUGAGCUUCUUGACAAAAACGUCCAUCGUGCGUUAUCAGGUUCUAAUUUUUUGUUUUGAUUUUAUAUUAAAUGAUACAACUUAAUCUAUAAUUAUCAAUAAUAUUUUAAAUUUUGUAGGUGUUGGAUUAUUUUUCCGUGACCUUUGCUCGAGAACUUUGCAGAAAAAUCGUCUCCAAAUUCUAAAGCAAAACAUUGUUUUGAUCAUCUGCAAUUUAGAGAAGAUCUUUCCACCAUCAUUUUUUGAUGUAAUGCAGCAUCUCCCUGUACACCUCCCAUACGAAGCUGAACUAGGAGGACCUGUCAAUUAUAGGUGGAUGUAUGUCUUUGAAAGGAAUUUCAAAAAGUUGAAAGCAAAAGCAAAGAACAAAAGAUUUGCUGCUGGAUCGAUUGUUGAAUCAUAUAUCAAUGAGGAGAUAGCUUACUUUACUGAGCACUACUUUGCUGAUCAUAUACAAACAAAAUCAAGGUUAACAAGAUUUGAUGAAGGUGAAGUUCAUGUAUAUCAUGUUUCCGGAGUACCUGAUAUAUUUACGCAUGUUGGUCGUCCAAGUGGGGAAAUGCAAGAAAUAUGGCUUUCCGAGAAAGAUUAUAAUUGCGCACAUUCAUAUGUAUUGCGAAAUUGUGAUUAUUUUCAGCCAUUUGAGAGGAUGUUUGAAGAUUAUCUAUCUACAAAAUAUCUAGACCUCUCCGAGAAAGAACUCUCCGCAAAGAGAGCUGACGAAUAUCAUAUAUGGGUGAAAGAUUAUGUUAGUUACUGUAGUAAUACACAUAAGUUUCCUGUGUGGGUCAAAGAUAUCGCGAGUGGACCUGUGAAUAAGGCCAAAAGCUGGCCCAUCUACUUCAGCAGAGGUUUCUUAUUUUCAUACGCAGAAACAUGGUGAGGGACGAAAGACUUGUAACUAUGGGAUAUGUGUUAAAGGAGAGAGUUAUACAAAUGCAUCAGAUGAAGCUGAUUACUACGGAAUCUUAACUGAUAUCAUUCAAAUUGAGUACGAGGGGGCGGUGGAUUUGAAAAUCACACUUUUCAAGUGUAAAUGGUAUGACCCUAAAAUUGGCAGAGGCACUCGGCGGAGCAACGGUGGCAUCGUAGACAUUCUUUCAUCGAGGAAAUACUAUAAAUACGAACCAUUUAUUCUAGGUAUUUAUUAUUUAUACAUAUUAAUUAAUGUCCAUAAAUAUAUUAUUAACUUUUUAUUAUUUGAUAACAGCAUCUCAAGCACAUCAAGUUUGUUACAUCCCGUAUCCGUAUGUAAAAAAACCAAAACAGUCGUGGUACAAUGUCUUAAAAGUGAACCCGAGGGGAAUUAUUUCAGGAGAAUACGAAGACAAAGAAUCGACACUGUUACAACAAGACAAUGAUGAUGCUGUAUUGAUGACUACAAUUGAAGAUCUAGCAGUCGACCAUUUGUCGCAUGUUCGAAGAGAACCGAUAAAUCUCGAUAUUGAUGUCGAAGAUGAAGAAUCGGAAGAUGAAUUCCAAUGUAAUAAAUCUUCUGAUGAUGAUGAUGAUGAUGGUGAAGAUGGAAAAACACCAUACUAAAAUAUUUUACAAUAAAUUGUAAUUCAUAUCCCUAAACUUAUGUUAUUUUUUUUCUAUAAUGUGAAAAUAAUGUUAUGUUAGCUGCUUUUUAAUAACGUGUUUUGAUAUUGUUAAGUG